GGUCAUGGCCCGCACCCUGCCCCUGUACUGACCUGUGGGUCAUGGCCCACACCCUUCCCCUGUACUGACCUGUGGGUCAUGUUAAGGAUGGCCCGCACCCUGCCCCUGUACUGACCUAUGGGUCAUGUUAUGGUCAUAUGGGCUUGGAUGGUCAUGGAAUAAACAAGUUAACUGCAUAAUGUGGCAUCAAAGUCUGCAAGGAGAAACCAUACAAUUGAGGAAGCCAAGAAACCAUGUGAUAAUUUCAAGCUGCUUACCUACUCUGAAAACCUUGAUAGCAAAUCAUUCAGUUUGUUCUGGAAGCAUUUGUAGUCACAGAUUAAGCAUCCCCCUGGUCCAGGACCCUCAGUCUACGGACGCCAAUCGACGAAAUAAAACUGGUCAAUCAGCAACACAGCCAGUUGCAGCAGUUGUUACCAUAUUGACCCCAGUCAAAACUAGGAGCUCAGAGACAAUCAGCAACACAGCCAGUUGCAGCAGUUGUUACCGUAUGACCCCAGUCAAAACUAGGAGCUCAGAGACAAUCAGCAACACAGCCAGUUGCAGCAGUUGUUACCAUAUUGACCCCAGUCAAAAAUAGGAGCUCAGAGACAAUCAGCAACACAGCCAGUUGCAGCAGUU
Molecule: messenger RNA, 621 nt
Organism: Dreissena polymorpha
Lineage: Eukaryota; Metazoa; Mollusca; Bivalvia; Myida; Dreissenidae
Exons: 4
Coding region: 125-580 (151 amino acids)
Source: RefSeq, a predicted model, not a curated record